Messenger RNA from Nicotiana tabacum (common tobacco), 804 nucleotides. RefSeq lists its product as uncharacterized. The record is from RefSeq and is a predicted model, not a curated record. Lineage: Eukaryota; Viridiplantae; Streptophyta; Magnoliopsida; Solanales; Solanaceae. Gene Ontology annotation, cellular component: membrane.
AUGAAUUCAACAGCAAUAUGCAUUCAGGGAAUUAACCUGGCCAAGAGAUUAACUGGUGUUCCUUAUGAUGCAUAUGUCCCUUGCAACUUGACAGGAAUUAGAAUAUCAGCAUUGAUGCUUACAAGAUACAACUUAAAAUGGAGAUCGUACGGCUAUUAUAAAGAAUUCCUUAUCCCUUCUGGGGUCAUUGAGGAACCAUACGCAAGGAAACUUGUUCUGGUUUACCAAAACUUGGCUAAUUGGUCCUCCUUAUAUUAUCCUUUGCCUGGUUACACUUAUCUAACACCAGUCUUGGGAAUCUUGUCUUACGAUGCUUAUGAUUUGUAUGCAAAAAAUGUACCAGAAUUAGAUAUUUUAGCACUGGAAGAUCCUAUCACUAUCAAGUUCCACAAUGUGCAGCCUGCACCACAAGGGUCUUUGCCCAAGUGUGUUUAUUUCUACUCGAAUAAUUUGGUCGAAUUUCGCCAUGUCAUAGAUGGAAAUAUUUGUUUAACCAGAAUACUAGGCCAUUUUGCUAUAGUUACUGAGGUGAAAAUUGCUCCAAGUCGUCCUCCUACUCCUGACGAAAUUGCCCCGAGUCCUUCUCCUACUGCUCAUCAUGACAAUAAUCAUCAAAAGAUGUGGACUUUUUCAUUGCUAUUUAUAGUUUUUUGUCUCUCAGGAAUAUUAUUUGUUAUUGUAAAAAAGUAUAGAUUAUGGGAAACAAGACGGUCGUUUGGUGAUUCAGCAGCAAUAAUUGAGCCACUGUUAGGGAACAUAGAGGCGCCAUUGCCAUUGGAAGCUCAAACUAGACCAUUGUCGUAG